AUGGUCUUGCCUGGAUCCGCCGCGGCCGGCUGGAUGAUGCUGGACCGCUUUAUCUACCACAGGGGCGAGGACGGCGACUGCAACGGCUGGUGCUUCCCGGACGAAUCCAUGACGCCCCUGAGGGCCACUUCGUCCACCUCCGUCGGCGAGCCCUUCGACGUCGCCAUCCUCCACGCCGAGCCCCCUGCAGUCUCCCGCCUCUACCUGCGGUGGCCCGGCGGCGGCACCAACAGAAGGGGCGCCGAGCUGGCUGCCGCACACCGCGACCUCCUUCUCUUCCGGUUCGUCUACGUUGACCUCCACGUCACGUUUGACAACUUCGUUUGCGUGGCAUCCUCAGAUCCUGUGCCGCACAUCGAGUUCAAACGCCUUCCCCUUUGCACCAUACCAAUGGUCUUGCCUCCGCUUUUCAAGGAAGACACGGAGGUAAUCACUACACGUCGAAACUUUUUGCCCAACAGUCUAGGGCUCGUUCGUGGAUCAUCCCCUGGCCAUGAAGAUGAGUUUGUCGUGGCACAGCUGGCUAGUAUCACUAAGAUACCAGGCCCAGACGACAUGAUGGAAGCUGAAGUGUGCAUGAUCCGCUCUCGUGUAUCAGCUAUGGAUGAUGAUGGCACAUGGGAGCUUCAUAAGAUACCCAUCCAGCACAAGGAGCAUCAAUACUUGAGACUCGUCGAUUGGUCGACUAGCGCUGUCACCACGUUCAACAACUGUAUUUGCUGGAUUUCCUACUACACAGGAGGUAUUCUAUUUUAUGAUGUAUUCGCAAAAACGCCUACCAUCUCUUAUCUAGGGUUACCUACCCAUCACCGUCCUGGAUACCGAGAAAGAGGUUUCCUUGAGGUGAACCGCAGCAUAUGUGUCACUGGUGGGGGUGAUCUCCUCAAGUAUACCUCUGUUGUUCGCACCGAUGGUCGGCUCUGUGGCCCACUUGAACAUCGCCAGGGUUACAAAAUUAUCACUGAUGUUUUGAAGGCAACGGAGAGUGUUGACAUGGAGUGGGACCGGGAUACGUUUGUGACAGCUUAUGAAUUCUGGCGUCACAACACCUCUGAGCGUCUCCCGCGCGAUGCUGUCCCCGAGUACCCUCUUGUCAGCAUGGACGACCCUAGUAUUAUACACUUUUUGCUGUCUGAGGAAAGAGAGAAGAUUAACAAGGUUUCGGUUGUUACGAUGGAUAUGGUUACCAACAAAAUGAUUUCAGUUGUUCCAUAUAUUAAAGGAGAGGAAGACCUCGAUGGCGAAGAUGCCGACAUGGUCAAAGAAAAAUCACACCUUCUCAAGUCCUUCCUUACAUCGGAGUUCCCCAAGUUUCUCAAUCUCACAAGCUUGAGGAUUCUGUGCAAUUAG
Triticum turgidum subsp. durum (durum wheat) is the source of this 1350-nucleotide messenger RNA. The record is from the annotation of a GenBank genome assembly. NCBI's taxonomy places the organism in Eukaryota, Viridiplantae, Streptophyta, Magnoliopsida, Poales, Poaceae.